Messenger RNA from Caenorhabditis bovis, 4191 nucleotides. The record is from the annotation of a GenBank genome assembly. Lineage: Eukaryota; Metazoa; Nematoda; Chromadorea; Rhabditida; Rhabditidae.
AUGGUUGCCGCCGCCGCCGCAACAGGAUUCGUCAUUGCCGUCGCUGAUGGUGUCCCGCCUGCGGUGCCAAAUGACGUUUUGCUGCUGCAAGAGCACCAGAAGUACCGCCGCCGCGUUCGUCGCCAGAUUCGAACACGCGACAAAAUGAGCAAGGCGGUGAAGGUGAAGCAGAAGAAGCAGAUGAAAAUAUCGAAACUGUCGAAAAUGACGCGUCAGCGCGAAAUGACAGACAUGUUUGACGCCGACAGUCUCGACGACAUAGAAGAUAUGUCGGUGGCGGUGGCAAAAAAAUGGGAGCCGUCGAAAAUUUCGACGGCCGCUGUAUACAGCGCAAUUCUGCACCAUCCGCCAGGUCCGCUAGCGCAUCCCAUUUCGAUUGGACUGUCGAAAACGGCACCAAUGCCGAAAUUCGUUCCCACCACCACCACUACACCGCCAACAUUAUUCAUUGGUGUUACACUACCGUUUACCACCAAGGGAUGGAACCAUAUUGCCAAAAUUCAAAGGUUAUGCGUCAAUUCGACGCACAACAAUAGGCUCGCGCUAUCGCUUUCGCCGCUUCCCAUUGUUUCGACGUUAUUCGACAACUUCGACAUUCCGAAUCAGCGAAUGCGUUGGGAUCGUGCCGUUGAACGAGUGCGUUCUCGACAACCGUUCAGCGGCAAAAGUCUAUUUUCGCCGGCGCACGUAUUCGAUGAGAAUGAGAUUGACGAGCAGAAGAAGCCGAUGUUACGAUCACCGAGUCGCAAAACGGCGGCGGCGGCGACAACUCGAAAAAAUGAGAACAUAUUCGCUGCUGUUAUUCAGACAUUGCUUCAUAAAGAGGAACCAAAUAAAGCCCUUGUUGGUCCACCAACAAAUGUGCGCGUCGAAGCGACGAGCAAUUCAUCAGCGGUCGUCCAAUGGGAUUUCGAAGCCUCUCAGGUUGACUCAUUCGUCGUCAAGUAUAUGCACGAACCCGGCAAUCGGAUGGACACUGACAAAUGGACGCAGCAGCCGAUCGCCGGUCAUUUGCGCCAUUUCGAAGUCACAUCGCUCAACGCACACAAACCAUACGCGUUUUGUGUUUUGGCUGUCAAAAACAAUAGACAAGGACCGUGCUCAGACCCUCCAGUUGUUCUUGAAUCUGUCACCCCAACUUAUAUGGUUGAAAAUCUGCGAGUUCGUUGGAAGACGAGUAACUCGGUGCAGCUCACUUGGGACUAUCACGGGCCUCGAAAUGUGGGGUUCUAUGUGAAUCAUACUGGCCGAAAGGAAUACCUCAACCAUGAACUUCAACUCAAAACCAUGACCACACCUGGUUUCGGGCAAGACUUGGACGAGAAGACGCGCGAAUAUCUGUGGACGAAUCUUCGACCUCAUAUGACUUUCACGUUCCAUGUUGGAGUCAGAUCACUUCCACCAGGAGCUCGAAAAUAUUGGCCGAAAGAGGUUACGACGCGAACUGAUCCAACUAGUCCACCAUACGUCGAAGCGCCAACAUUGAUUGAUUCAAGCGCUGCUCAAGGCGGACAGCAAUAUGUGAAGUUGUCGCCAGCAACUGAAGAGUAUGGAGAAAUCUCGCACUAUUGGAUCAUUGUUGUUCCGGCGAAUUACAGUGCGGAAGACAUCAGCAAUUUGGACCCGAUCGAACUCGAAAAACUAACAGCCGACAAAAGAUCUCAAAUCGCGAACUCUGUGAGUCUGUCACCAGCCCGAAAACUCAAGAAACGACGUGCUGAGAAUGACGAAGGCGAUGACAUCAAAUAUGGACCAAAGGUCAAACGUGCGAGGCGGGCGACGGCACCCGGCGCGUAUGUCACCGCUAGGCUCAGUUCGACCAAAGUACAACAGUUGUAUGUGAAUAAUCAGCCGUUUGUUGUCGGCGAUUCACAGUUGUAUGACGGGUUCACCAACUAUCCGCUCGAGCCGAACACACAAUAUCGUUUAAUGAUGCGCGUUUUUGCGAAAAAUGAUGUCAAAAAAGAUGCGUUUGAACAACGAGCACCAAUGAGCGAGAAAUUGUCAAAGAUGUAUUCGGAUUCAGUGCUCACCGAGCCGUUCACAACCCGAUCUGCACUUCGCGGAGCUGGCCAGAAGUCGUCACCAUGGAUUGGCGCCUGUAUCGCGUUCUUUGUGUUAUUCUCGAUUGUCGCAAUGCUCAUUUGCUGGUGGUUGCGUUGCAAUAAGAAAUCGCCUGGACGCCAACCGCGACAUGGCUCAAUCACCAAAGUGGCGCUUACCGGAAAUAUUAUGAAUGGACAGAAUGUGCCAGGAGAAACUAGUAAAUUGCUCGCCAACUCGACGGACUAUGGAAGACAGAUAAUGAACCCGUACGAUCAGAAUCGACAUAUGGAAUCAUCAAUGGAUCUCUAUCCGCUUCCCACUAAUCGAAUGAAUGGUUAUGCACCAGUACCAGUUCCAUUGCCCUGCUUACCGACCAAUGGGGCUGCCACACCGAACUCUUCAGUUAUUCAUCCACCGAUUCCGAUUGCUGAACUUGCUAACCACAUUGAGAGACUUCGAAUGAACAACAACGCUGGGUUCCAACAAGAAUUUGAAUCAAUUGAGACUGGUCAACACUUCACAUGGGAACACUCAAGCUCUGACAUUAAUAAGCAUAAGAAUAGAUAUGCAAAUGUGGCCGCUUAUGAUCAUUCUCGAGUUGUUCUUUCAAAUGUCGAUGGACUACCCGGAUAUGAUUAUAUUAAUGCUAACUAUAUUGAUGGAUAUGACAAGCCGAAAAGUUAUAUUGCCACACAAGGUCCUUUGCCUGAAACAUUCGGGGAUUUCUGGCGUAUGGUUUGGGAAGAAGGAUCGGCGACAAUUGUGAUGCUGACGAAUCUUGAGGAACGAAAUCGAGUCAAAUGUGAUCAGUACUGGCCGAGUCGCGGCAGUGCCACUUAUGGAGAUGUGCAAGUGACACUCCUCGAGACUGUCCAACUCGCGCAUUACACCAUGAGAACUAUGAGAUUACAAGUGGCCGGUGAACCCGAAGUUCGAGAGAUUAAGCAUCUUCAAUAUACCGCAUGGCCGGACCAUGGUGUUCCUGAUCAUCCGACGCCAUUCCUCGUUUUCCUGAAGAGAGUCAAGACGCUGAACUCACCAGACGCUGGACCGAUUAUAUCACACUGCAGUGCAGGAAUAGGGAGAACCGGAGCAUUCAUAGUCAUUGAUUGUAUGCUCGAAAGACUGCGGUAUGAGAACACCGUUGAUAUCUAUGGCUGCGUAACAAACUUGCGAACUCAAAGAUCCUACAUGGUUCAGACGGAAGAACAGUACAUCUUCAUCCAUGAUGCUGUAUUGGAUGCGGUUAACAGUGGAUCUACGGAAGUUCCAGCUUCAAGGCUUCAUCAACACGUCCAAGCUCUCAUGCAACCAACUGUUGAUGGAAUUUCUGGAAUUGAAAUGGAGUUUAGGCAUUUGACUACACUGAAAUGGACUAAUAAUCGAUGUCAAGUUGCUAAUUUGCCAGUGAAUCGCAGCAAGAAUCGCGUGUUGAGCUCGGUUCCAUUCGAUUCGAAUCGCGUCAUUCUGCAAAUGAUUCCUGGAAUUGACGGAUCUGAUUAUAUCAAUGGAUCGUGGAUCGAUGGGUACAAGGAAAGACAAGCUUAUAUGGCAAUGCAAGCGCCGCUCAAUGAAACAGCUGCUGAUUUCUGGCGUGCGAUUUGGGAACACAACAGCUCUGUAAUUGUGAUGCUUGUGAAUACCUGGGAACGAGGACAAGAACAGUCCAGCGAGUACUGGCCGCUGGAAACUGGAGUACAAGUCGGCAAAUUGGUUGUUGAGCCGAUUGCGGAAUAUAACAUGGAGCACUACGUCCUCAGAGAGUUCAGGCUCACUGAUUUCCAGACAAAUGAAACUCGGACGGUUCGUCAUUUCCAGUUUAUUGAAUGGCCCGAAUAUGGAAAGCCUGAUUCUGCGGAGCACUUUAUUGAUUUUGUUUCUCAAGUACACCGCGCGUAUUCCCAGUUCGGAAUCAGUGGACCAAUCACGGUACACUGUACUUCAGGAGCUGGACGAACCGCGGUGUUUAUUGCACUGGCUAUAAUUUUGGAUCGCAUGCGAUCCGAGCAUGUUGUCGAUGUAUUUACAACGGUGAAACUCUUGCGUACCGAGCGACAGAAUAUGAUUCAGGACACUGAGCAAUAUCACUUUUUGUAUCAGGCCGCUUUCGAGUAUCUUGCUUCGUAUGACAAUUUCACGUCGUAG